This is a messenger RNA of Hevea brasiliensis (rubber tree), 2770 nucleotides long. Its product is annotated as formin-like protein 4. The transcript has 2 exons. The record is from RefSeq and is a predicted model, not a curated record. The coding region runs from base 241 to 2628 and encodes 795 amino acids. Gene Ontology annotation, molecular function: actin filament binding. Gene Ontology annotation, biological process: actin nucleation; actin cytoskeleton organization. Lineage: Eukaryota; Viridiplantae; Streptophyta; Magnoliopsida; Malpighiales; Euphorbiaceae.
AGAAUCCUACAGUUGCUACUUCAAAACAAGGGCAUUUGUGCAAUUUCAUGAUUUAAGGGAAAAAAAUGGCUCAGAAUGAAUAAAAUAAACCUACCGGCAACAACCAACUUCAUUGAAACUGUCAGCAAACACAAACAACACAGUACAGAAUGGCUAGAAAUUUGAAAAUGGUUAUAACCAAAGAGAACACUAUAACAAAAGAGUUUCUUUCACUUUCUCUUUGUUGCUGUUCGAAUUGGCAUGAUGAUUCAGCCAUGGCUAUGCUUAUCUUUUAUCUUGUUACUGUUGUCCUCCUCUGUUCUUUCCCUUUCUUCUGUUAAUCAAUACCCCUCACAGAACACCGCAAUGUCUACUGAAACGAUCUCUUCCAUUCAAAGUCUUGCGAUGCCAGUGCCUCCUCCAGCACCGCCACCACCACUAUCUCCACCGUCAUCAAAUCGAAAAGUUGUGAUAGCUGUAAUUGCCACAGCUACAAUCGUUCUUAUCAUUGCUGCUAUCAUCUUCUUUUUCUGCCACAAAUAUGGUAGAUGCCGGCAGAAAAAUAAAGUUGACACAAGCUUCCAACAAGAAGGCAUCGUGACUUCUGAAGACUUCAGAAAAUUUGGUAAAAGAGUGAAAGGACUAAUUGUCGAUGAAAAUGGAAGAGAUGUAGUUUAUGUCAAAGAUUUAGAAGACAAAAUACUUAAAUCCAAGUUCUCAAAGAUUUCGUUCAAUCCUAGCUAUGAAGAAGAAGAGGAAGAAGAAAUGAGGGGGGAUGUGACAGUAGAGAGACCAAUAAAAUGUAAGCCUCAGGAGGUGAAAGAUAGUCAUGGGAAGGAGAUAGAAUCAGUUCAACCAAAGCAGCAAUCUCGGGCAAUAGUUCCGUCUAUUCGAAGUUUGUCACUACAUCCCCCAUCAUCCUCUCUAAGAAAGAAAGUUCUAGCACCAUCAUCACUAGCAGCAAAGCCCCCGCUGCUGCCACCUCCACCGCCACCACCACCACCACCUCCUCCUCCUCCUCCUCCUCCUCCAUCACCACCGCCACGUCCUUCUCCUCCACUACUACCACCACCAAGAAUAUCAAAGAGGACUAUACCACCACCUCCUCCACCUGGGGCUGGCGGUUUGGUUUCAUCACUAAGACCCCCAACAGCACCAAAAGGGAACACAAACAACAAAAGUGGAGCACGGGCUUCAACAGAAAGAUGCUCAAAAGGGACUAGUGUUGGCCAAAUGAAGUUAAAGCCAUUGCACUGGGAUAAAGUUAUAGCUAAUGCUGAUCAUUCAAUGGUUUGGAAUGAGAUCAUUGAUGGCUCUCUCAGAUUUGAUGAUGAGCAAAUAGAAACACUUUUUGGAUACACAAAUUCCAACUGCCAAAUCCCUAGAGAAAAUGAGCUCUCAUCAAACAUAAGCAGUUCCAGCCCUGCCUCCACAGCUCAAAUUUUCAUCCUUGAGCCCCGGAAGUCCCAGAACAAGGCAAUUGUGCUAAAAUCAUUAGCAAUUUCUCGCAAAGAAAUCCUUGAUUCUCUUCUUGAGGGCCAAGGUCUUACCACUGAUAUCCUUGAAAAGCUUGCUAGAAUUGCUCCAACCCAGGAAGAAGAAGCCAAAAUCCUCCAAUUCAUAGACAACCCAAGUAAACUUGCAGAUGCUGAAUCUUUCCUUUACCAUAUCCUGAAAGCUGUUCCCUCAGCAUUCCUCAGGAUCAAUGCAAUGCUGUUCAGAUCAAAUUAUGAUGCAGAAAUUCUCCAUCUCAAGGAAUCCUUACAAACGCUUGAAAUGGGAUGCCAAGCACUACGAACCCGAGGCCUCUUCUUAAAACUUCUUGAAGCCAUUCUCAAGGCAGGCAAUAGGAUGAAUGCUGGGACAUCCAGAGGCAAUGCACAAGGUUUCAACCUUACUGCUCUUAGAAAACUAUCUGAUAUUAAAAGCACCGAUGGCAAGACUACUUUACUUCAUUUUUUGGUGGAACAAGUAGCUCGAUCAGAAGGUAAACGACAUGUGCUAAAACGGAACAGAAGUCUUGACAGAAAUGAUAGUCAAGGAAGAAGGAACAGUGAUUUAAAUUCAGAUACUCUAGCAGCAGCAGAGAGAGAGAAAGAAUAUGUACUGCUAGGAUUACAAGAAAUGGGGGGUUUGAGAAUUGAAUUCUCCAAUGUAAAGAAAGCUGCCACCAUAGAAUAUGAUAGUUUCAUCAACACAUGUUCCUCUCUUACAUCCUGUGUCACAGAAAUUCAGCUGCUCAUUGCAUGCUGCAGCAAGGGUGAGGAAGAUGGUUUUGUGAGAGAAAUGAAAGGAUUUUUAGAGGAGUGUGAGGAGGAGCUUCACAUAGUCGCAGAGGAGCAAACAAGAAUUCUGGAGCUUGUGAAGAGAACAACAGAAUAUUAUCAAGCAGGAGAUUGCAAGCAUGACAGAUUGGACCUUCAACUAUUUGUCAUUGUGAGAGAUUUCCUUGACAUGGUUGAUCAAGUCUGCGUGGACAUUUCUCAAAAGAUCCAGAAGAAGAAUUUGGCAUUGGCAGCAAAUUCAGGUUCAGCGUCACCACCAUUACUACCAAUAAGAGCUCCACUGAAAUUCCCAGACUUCCGUAUACAUUUGAUAUCAGAUUCAUCAAGGACUCCAUCUUCUAGUGAAUCAGAUGAUAAUUUCUGAAGACAAUUGGAUAAGGUUGUAUGGAAAUUCUAAUUAGCAUAGAAAAUAAGUUGCAGGUUUUGGCCUCAUGGAAAUUGAAUUAUAAAAUUUAUGAUCUCACUAGCUCAAAGACUAGAUGUAUGAGCCAAAAUUAAACAGUCGA